AUGUUUGAAAAGGAGCGAGCAGAGUUGGCAGUCAAGGAAACGGUUGGACGUAAGCUUUUUAUCAGCUCUUCACGCCAACAGCAGCUAAUGACAUACAGUCCAAGCAGCCUUGAAUUGGCUUAGUGACAAUCGAGACAAAUCGAUGGAGGAGGUCUCUGGCCCUCAGCAAACUACAAACUCGGAAAGUCCAGAGAACGACCUCCAUACUCAACACUUGACAAUUGAAAAUUUCAAGACAUACCUGGAAGAGAACCACUACCCUGUUCACAUGCACGGCUUCGUCAAAAGGAACAACAAUGGUGGGUCGGUGACAGUGAUUGAGUUAUACUCGGCUGUUCAAAAGAAAGGGGGCUACGACGUCGUUACAAAUGACCAAAGGUGGUCGGAAAUUGUAAUGGAUUUGUUCAAAUGCGACGAGGCAGGCGCUGAGACCUUUAGCGUAGAUCUCCAGGCAUAUUAUAAUUACUAUUGUCUACCUUUUGAUGCGGGACAAGAAUCUCCCGAGAAGAAAGAGGAAACUGCUCACGACUUUAUGGGUAUUGAUGAGGACUUGGGCGAUGGUUCCACACUUGGUGAUCCAGGUGUCUCUCACUCGGCUGGACCCAAAAGGUAUUUCUUUUGCGAAAGCUAGGUUGAGUAUUUGCUAAUCUUGUAUUAGUUCCGAAAAAACAGUCCAUGUAAAGAAAUUACCCGACAGCUCCAAAGAGCCAGAAAGCUUAAGCGAAGAAAUCCCUCGGAUCCAAAAACUCCUUCCCCGUGUCACAUAG
Molecule: messenger RNA, 767 nt
Organism: Hymenoscyphus albidus
Lineage: Eukaryota; Fungi; Ascomycota; Leotiomycetes; Helotiales; Helotiaceae
Source: the annotation of a GenBank genome assembly